AUGCACCGCAAUAUGCACCUUCAGGCCACUCGUUCCAUAAAUUGGAAUCAAACAUCUGCAUUCCAAGCCCUUUGCAUUCCUAUCAGGGGGUUUCUCCGGAGUAUGCUGAUCAAACGUCGCGACCACCCCCCUGUAAUCUGCCCUGUUUCUUACCCUGCCGUCCUCUUGGACCGCCCAAGCCUGUGA
Auxenochlorella protothecoides is the source of this 186-nucleotide messenger RNA. RefSeq lists its product as hypothetical. NCBI's taxonomy places the organism in Eukaryota, Viridiplantae, Chlorophyta, Trebouxiophyceae, Chlorellales, Chlorellaceae. Bases 1 to 186 code for a protein of 61 amino acids. The record is from RefSeq and is a predicted model, not a curated record. The transcript has a single exon.